This is a messenger RNA of Lampris incognitus (smalleye Pacific opah), 1829 nucleotides long. RefSeq names its product dyskeratosis congenita 1, dyskerin (gene dkc1). The transcript is spliced from 15 exons. Gene Ontology annotation, cellular component: box H/ACA snoRNP complex. The record is from RefSeq and is a predicted model, not a curated record. NCBI's taxonomy places the organism in Eukaryota, Metazoa, Chordata, Actinopteri, Lampriformes, Lampridae. Bases 3 to 1535 code for a protein of 510 amino acids. Gene Ontology annotation, molecular function: pseudouridine synthase activity; RNA binding. Gene Ontology annotation, biological process: rRNA pseudouridine synthesis; snRNA pseudouridine synthesis; box H/ACA sno(s)RNA 3'-end processing.
AGAUGGCGGACACGGAGGUCGCAGUGAAGAAGAAAAGAAAAGCAAAGAAAGUUGCUGAAGAUGAAGUUGGGGACAUCCAAGAGAGUGGCGAUUUCUUCAUCAAACCAGAAUCAAAAGUGCCCUGCCUGGACACCUCUCAGUGGCCGCUGUUGCUUAAAAAUUUUGAUAAACUUAAUAUCAGGACGGCUCAUUACACUCCCCUACCCAAUGGCUCCAAUCCUCUGAAGAGGAGCAUCCAAGACUAUGUCAGGUCUGGCUUCAUCAACCUGGAUAAACCAGCCAACCCAUCAUCUCAUGAAGUGGUGGCCUGGAUCAGACGGAUUCUCAGAGUGGAAAAGACGGGUCACAGUGGAACCCUCGACCCAAAGGUCACAGGCUGCCUGAUAGUCUGUGUGGACAGAGCAACACGCCUGGUCAAAUCACAGCAGAGUGCUGGCAAAGAGUAUGUGGGAAUUUUACGGCUGCACAAUGCAAUUGAAAAUGAACAUGCUCUUGCUAGGGCUUUAGAAACCCUGACCGGAGCCUUGUUCCAGAGGCCGCCCCUCAUUGCAGCCGUGAAGCGUCAGUUACGAGUACGAACUAUCUAUGAAAGCAAGCUGAUUGAAUAUGACUCGGAGAAGAGGCUGGGUAUUUUCUGGGUCAGCUGUGAGGCAGGGACGUACAUCCGGACGCUGUGUGUCCACCUGGGCCUUCUGCUGGGAGUGGGUGGUCAGAUGCAGGAGCUGAGGAGAGUGCGCUCAGGAGUUCUAGGGGAGAAGGACAACAUGGUGACCAUGCAUGACGUACUGGAUGCCCAGUGGCAGUUUGACCACAACAAAGACGAGUCUUACCUGAGGAGAGUUAUCUUCCCACUUGAGAAGCUGCUGGUCUCCUACAAGAGGCUGGUUAUGAAAGACAGCGCAGUGAAUGCUAUCUGCUAUGGGGCAAAAAUUAUGCUCCCUGGUCUCCUGAGGUAUGAGGACGGAAUUGAAGUUAAUCAGGAUAUUGUUGUCAUAACGACCAAGGGCGAAGCGAUCUGUAUAGCUGUUGCCCUGAUGACCACUGCUGUAAUCUCCACAUGUGACCAUGGUCUGGUAGCCAAAAUUAAGAGGGUCAUCAUGGAGCGAGACACAUAUCCUCGGAAAUGGGGUCUGGGACCCAAGGCCAGCCAAAAGAAAAUGAUGAUUCAGAAAGGUCUUCUGGACAAACAUGGUAAACCCAAUGGCAGCACCCCAGCAGACUGGAAGAAUGAGUACAUUGACUACAGUGUCUCCAAGGUAUCAAAGGAGUCGGCCCAGACUGAGUCAUGUGACACACCUUCAGGAAAGAGGAAGAGGGAGGCAAUUGACAGUGACAAUGAUGGCGCGACCACUGCACCUUCAACUCCAUCUGAGGAGGUCAAGAAGGAAAAGAAGAAGAAAAGAAAAGAGAGAGAAAAACUGGAAGAGACAACACAGGAGGAGGUUGAAGAACCUGAAACAGAGGUGGGGGAAAGUGCCAAGAAGAAGAAGAAGAAGAAAAAGAAGCAGAAAGAAGAAGAUGGUGGCUCAGAAUGAUAGUUCUGCUCAGCCCGUUAAAAAAUGGACAUUAAAAGGACUUGCCCAGAUGCUAUGGUCCACCCAUCGCUCUAAUCAGUCAACAUGAGCAGGGUGUGGUUCUCGGACACCAUGCAGUGACUUUCAACGCAUCCUGGGCCGUAACUGUAAUAAGCAUACCGCUUUUUGGCGGGAAGGGGGAAUGAUGGCGUUUCGUUUGGACAAUUAUUUUUGUUUUUAUAAUGAGUUUUUUUCCUAGCUGUAUAUGGCCAUGUAGCCUACAUUUGUAAUUUGAAAAAUAAACUAUUUGUUUUC